GCUAUGUUCUAAGGUGUCCGUGAAUUUUACGCUGGCCACCUUGGCAUAUUUGUAGAGCAGCUGAUUGAUCUGAUUCUUUUUAUUGUAAUUGUAAAAUUACGGUAAAAUUGUUUAAUUUGCAUUAAUACUCGUGCAUUAUAACCAUGUCUAUGGAGACUGUACCAAAAAAUUUGCGUGGAUUGAGAGCAUGUUUGGUGUGCUCUUUGAUUAAGACCUUUGAUCAGUUCGAAUACGAUGGAUGCGACAAUUGUGACGAGUUUCUACGCAUGAAAAAUAAUAAGGACAAUGUGUUCGAUUGUACGAGCUCCAACUUUGAUGGAAUGAUUGCUGCAAUGAGUCCAGAAGAUAGCUGGGUGUGCAAAUGGAAACGAAUAAAUCGCUUCUGCAAAGGCGUCUAUGCUAUAUCAGUAUCUGGACGAUUACCAGCUGGAGUCAUCCGAGAAAUGAAAAGCAGAGGAAUUGGAUAUAGAUCGCGCGAUACGAGUCAACGAUAAUUACUAAAAAUUGUUCAUGUGUUAUGUAAAUAAUGUAAAUAAUGUAAAAUAAACUUUUUUUGAUAUCAUAUAAUAAAUUAAAUUAUUAAUCGA
Molecule: messenger RNA, 587 nt
Organism: Ooceraea biroi (clonal raider ant)
Lineage: Eukaryota; Metazoa; Arthropoda; Insecta; Hymenoptera; Formicidae
Product: transcription elongation factor SPT4-A
Biological process (GO): regulation of DNA-templated transcription; transcription elongation by RNA polymerase II; transcription elongation-coupled chromatin remodeling
Cellular component (GO): nucleus; DSIF complex
Molecular function (GO): RNA polymerase II complex binding; zinc ion binding
Source: RefSeq, a predicted model, not a curated record